Messenger RNA from Gregarina niphandrodes, 3213 nucleotides. Its product is annotated as ubiquitin carboxyl-terminal hydrolase. The record is from RefSeq and is a predicted model, not a curated record. Bases 1 to 3213 code for a protein of 1070 amino acids. Gene Ontology annotation, molecular function: cysteine-type deubiquitinase activity. The transcript has a single exon. Gene Ontology annotation, biological process: protein deubiquitination. Lineage: Eukaryota; Apicomplexa; Conoidasida; Eugregarinorida; Gregarinidae.
AUGGGGGCAAGUGCGGAAAGCAAUGGCAGGAAUUCUGAGCAAAUUAACUCGUGGUACACAAUAGAAGCAGGUUGCUCUGAAUCGAUGACCGGAGGCGCACGCAGCCCAGAAGUGCGAAACAGUUCGAACAUGUCAUCGAGUUAUGAGUUUGAUUAUUUUACUGGUGCGUCGCACAAGUUCGACGGUGCGACUCACAAGUCGGACAGUGCGUCGCAUGAAUACAGCAGUGCGAGGCCGACGAGUGCACAGUCGGAGAGACGGGAACGAAUGGACUACCGCGUAUUGAACGAACAGGAAUGGAAAGACUGGCUAGAGAUCCGUUCCAGAUUCCAGUACGAUACGCUUCUUGACAUGUACGACUUGGGCUCAGGAGGCUUGGGCUCAACAGGUUUAGGUUCAUCUGGCUUGGGAGCCGUAGCGCGGACGGGGAGCAACAGCUCGGAGAUAGAAACAAAUCCUUUAGAGGUUGAGGUGAUGGUUUUGAAUAACAGCAAGGCCGAGGACUCCCUGGAAGGGGGUCAGGUGGAGCUGGUUGUAAGCGAGAAGGAAAUGGACGCCUUGGUGGAGAAUAAGUGUGUGUUAUUGCCAACAUUCGUGACGACGGACUGCGACUCGGAACAGUACGUGCUCCGGACACGGCCGCGGUGGCGGGGGUUCCGACGGUUGUUGUUGUCUAGACGGACUUCCGUGCGUAAGCUGAUAGGUUCGUUUUGGGAUAGUCGGCGGUUCAUCCCUACGUUGUUGGUGAGUGGGAAGUAUUAUUCGUUGGCUAUGUGUGCGAAGCAGGGUAAGGCAGGUGCUCUGGAUAGCGGGGGUGUGGAGUCGAUGGAUGUGGAGGAGCCGGCUGACGUGGAGAUAGGCGAUCUUGCUGGCCAGGUUCGUUUCCUGUUGGUCGACCUAAAGUCGAACAAGGUAGAGAUGGUGCUUGUACCGGAACGAGCGUCUCGGUCGCCGGAGAAGGAGCGUGCAGCGGCCCUGUGUGAGAGCGGGUUGUCUGAGCGGAUUUUGGCGAGUGGCGGCGUGUGCGGUCUGUCGAAUUUGGGCAACACUUGUUACAUGAACAGUGCGAUUCAGUGUUUGUCUCACUGCGUUCCGUUGACCUUGUGGUAUCUGAACGAGCGCUACAAAAGCUGCAUUAACCAGGACAACCCGUUGGGGACGGGUGGGCGGUUGGCGAGUGCUUACGCGUCGACGUUGCGCAAGUUGUGGACGGUGGGCGCGCGACGUUGCGAACCGAGCGCACUGAAGAAGGUCGUAGGUGCGUACUGUCCCAUGUUCCGCGGCUACGACCAGCAGGACGCCCAGGAGUUCAUCGCAUAUCUGCUGGACGGACUGCACGAAGACGGGAACGUGGUGACGAGCAAGCCCUACGUUGAGAAGCCCGAGAUCGUCGUAACCCAGGACGGCCAGGUCAAUGUAAACGGCUACGGCAAAGAACGCGUCGCUCGUAGUCUGGCUCCUGCCGGCAGUCUGGCAACAGCCGGCAGUCUGGCAGCUGCUGAAGACGUGGUGGAGGACCUGUUGGGUGAGUGUGCUUGGGAAGGGCACGUGCUGCGUAAUAAGUCGCACGUAGUGGACCUGUUUCAUGGGCUGCUCAAAUCGCGACUACAUUGCGACGUGUGUCGCACAACACUAGUAACAUAUGACCCGAUGAUGUACGCAAGUUUAACGAUCCCGCGGUUCCGCACGUGUGUGUUCGCUGUGGCUUUAUUCAUGCCGCGAUAUGUCAAGGCCAUCGCCUUCUACCUGGCUGUCGACUACCGUGAGGAAGUAAUUAUGACUGCUGGGUCGGUUGCUGACCAACUGACCAUCAUCGUGGAAAAAGAAGAACACCAAAUCAAGUCCAAAAUCCUGGAGUACUUCAACCCUCCCGUCGACGCUCCGGCCCCCACCGCAGAUUCGCCCGGCUCCUCUCUCCCCAGCUCCGGACCAGUCUCACGCACACGCAAAAACGUACCAGAGUUCCGCCACUGCCAGGCAGUAGUCAACGCCGUAUUCAUCAAAACACCUACUAGCGUUCAACGCGCCUUCAGCUCAGACAGCCAAGACAACAAACGCAAGAAAUUGCGCUCUCCACAUGACGAUAGCGGUCCACGCUACACCUCCAAGAUACACGUCGUACCCGCCCUCUGCAAUCCCGACGGCCUCUCCGCCAAUGCAGACUAUAACAGACUCCUCAUCACCAUCACACCUGCUUAUGAACCCCCUCCCGCCGGCGAACUCUGGACUCACGCAGCCACCACCACCGGCCUCCCCACCGCCUCCUCCUCCUCCUCCUCCGCUGCCGCCAGUCCCCCACUACCUCCUCUCAAUGGGGGGCUGUCCAACGGCGGCCAACCAUCUACUGGGUCGUCCUCGUUCUACAAUGGCACAUUGAUUCCUACGGAGCGGUCAUCACUCGGCCCGAAACGCCGGCCAUCCUACCCUUUGCUGCUAUCGUUUUGUUUACCCUACCCCACGACAUUGAUCCUCGGUCAGACAUCCAUGACCUUUCAAUAUUAUGCGCCGCUGCAAGAUAACACUGACGUCGGAGCCCUUGUGGCCAAUAUCGUCGUCCCGCAGCUCAUGGAAGACUACUCCAAGUCCGUGUGUCGGCUCUGUAUUCCCAGAGAAGGCAACGCGAGAUCCAAACUGCGGGCCAGAGUCGAAAAAUUGCUGGCGAAAUCGGAGUACGUAAUUAGUGCUGUCACUCGCACACGUGCGCGGAAGCAAGGCAGAGGUUCCCGAAGCACCUCUGUAAAGCGCCGAAGCAGCUACGGCUCUGCUCAUAACGCUAGCGGCGGCGAAGUUAGCCAAAGCGACGAAGCGGUGGACAAACCGGUUAGGUUCUACGCCAACCAGUACUCCAGACAACCGUCCGACGGCACCCCACCAGACCAGUCGAUGGAGGCCGAACCGCUCCUAGGACAACAAUGGAUAGACCAGUUCCGUCUGUCUGAUUCUUCCCUGAAUCACUUGUGCUUCACUGUUCCUGACUUCGACUUGGCGAACCUCGGUUUUGGUGCGACUCACAAUCCGCCGAUUCUCAGUGGCUGUGACAUGACGCGAGUUGCAAACGAAUAUCAGCUUUUCGAAGUGGUUCGCAAUGACCUCCCAGACAUUCCCCAAGACAUAGCGGAGACCUGCAGUUGGCUAAAGAAGCACAUAGCUCCCAGUCCAAGGCCUGGUCCGCCGGUUUACCAGUGGAAAUACACAUUGAAAGAAGAGAGGUAA